GCGGUAGCGAGGGCCCGGGGCGGGAGCCCGUGCAAGCUCCGGAAUCCGCGGAGCCCCCGGAAACCCCAGAGCGAGCUGGCGGCCGUCCCCGCGCCAGCCCCGCGCCAGACGGGGACGCAGAGGCAGAGGGCGCCGAGCAGAGAAAACUGAAGCUUAGAAGAAGAAGCUUGCCCAAGAUCAUGCAGGGAGCUAUGUCUGCCAAAUAUGUCUGUCACCAGCAUCAGAACCUCUCGUCUACUGGAUUGUGAAUGUAUCUCUGCACCUUGCUGCUGGGUCAUUUUGCCUUGCAAAUUCAACCUCAGGGAAGUAUUAGAUGCUGUAUUCCAGUGCUUUUCCCUUCCACUUGCUUCACAUUUAACUAACCUUCCGAAGAAGUUUGAGAUGUCAAAAAAUACCAACUCGAAGAUUCAGCCCAAGUAACUUGGUCCAUCUAUAUAGAACAAUUUUAUUAUUAAUGUUUUGAUAAGUUAAUUGCAACCCCAAUAAAGGGUGGAUCGAAUCAACCCUUUCUUUUCCCCUUUAAUGAUUAAUUUUUCUUGUCAGUAUCACCAUGUAACGUCUACUUUUCUCUGUUGCUUUUGACUGUUUACCUCAUCUGUUCCCUACUUCCCAUAGUCAUUUGUAAGAACUAUUGGAACUAUAUUUAGAGUAUAUCCCAGGAAUUCCCUUGUGGCUCAGCCGGUUAAGAAUCCAGUGUGGUCACUGCUGUGGCUCUGGUUACAGCUGUGGUGCAGGUUUGAUCCCUGGCCCCAGGACUUCUGGGUGCAGCAGGUGCAGCCCAUGCCCUCCCAAAAAAGGGAUAUCCCAGACUGACUGCUGCUUACCACCACCAUCACUGUAUUCCUAGUCUAAGUGAAUAUUUGAUAAGUGAUGGUGCCAUUAACUAAGAUGGGGAAGUCUAGGGAGCAGACAGCAUCAGAGGUUAAAGUGAGAAUCCUCUUGAGUUUAAUACCCUAUUAGACAUCCAAGUGGAGUUGGUGGGUAGUUAGUUAUAUCUCUGAGUGGAGCCUCAGUCUGAAACUGGAGUCAUCAGCAUGUAACUGGUGGUAUAAAAAGACAUGGGAAGAUAUGGGGUCAUCAGGGAGUAUGAGAAAUGUGGAAGAGCCCUGGGCACGCCUUUAUUGAGAGCAUGUGAAGAGAAGGAGGAGCUAAAGAUAAGGCUGACUGGGGUGACCAAUGAGAUCUGAAGAAAACCAGGACAAAUGUGGCAUGUGAUAGUGUUUCAGGAAGGAGGGAGGCAUCAACUGGCCCGAGGCUGCAGGGAGGUCGCCUGAGUUGAGCACUGAGAAAUGGUUUGGUAAGACCGACACUUGUCAGUGACAUUCACAAAGAGCCAUUUUGAUGGUAUGCAGAGGAUGAAAGCCUGACUGGGGUGGGUCGUAGGAGAAUGGGAGAAGAGAGACAGACAGGGGCUGUGAGCCCUGGUGAUGUUUUACUCUAAAAGGGAGCAGAGCUAUGGAUCUGUAAUUGAGGGGGGUUUGGGUCGAUCCCAAUUUUUGUAUGUUUAUUUUAAGAUUAGAGUUACUACAGCAUGUUUGCUGAAGGAGAUGACCCAGAAGACAGGAAAAUUUUGGUGAUCCAGGAACUAGGAAUAGUAUGUAAGGAACAAAAUUCCCUGGCUGAGCAGGUGAAAGGGGGUGGGACAGAGAGAUUAAGGAAUGGGAAGUGGGAGGAGCUGGGACGGUGCUGGCAGGUUGACACAUUUAGAGGAUGGAGGAGGCAGGCGUUCUCGUGAUAAUCCUGGGAAAUAGGUGGGCGUGAGUCAUUUUCAUUUUGCAGAGGAUAAAACUAAGAUUCAGUUAGAAGCCUCACAAAUCAGUAGCAGAGUUAAGAAUCAGCCCACGGAUCCUGACUCCCAUUUUGGGGCUGUUGACAUUACACCACUGUUUCUAUAAUGGUCCUUCAUGUUUAGUGGAGCUGAAAUUGAUUCAUACCCUAUUGACUGGAUUUAGAGCCCAGAGCCUGGGAUUCUCAUUUUUGCCCUAUCACUAGGCACUAGGUCUUGUUGAACUUCUCCAAGCCUGAGUUACCUGGUUUCUAAGAUGGAAGCACUCCUAACUGCCUGCCAGGGAAGUGAGUCCACUGAAGCAACUGCUAAACCAAAGAGAAGUUUUUAUGCUGCAAGGGAUUUGUACAAAUACCGGCACCAGUACCCGCAGAACUUCAAAGAUAUCCGAUAUCAAAAUGACUUGAGCAAUCUUCGUUUUUAUAAGAAUAAAAUUCCAUUUAAGCCUGAUGGUGUUUACAUUGAAGAAGUUCUCAAUAAGUGGAAAGGGGAUUAUGAGAAGCUGGAGCACAACCACACCUACAUCCAAUGGCUUUUCCCCCUGAGAGAACAAGGCUUGAACUUUUAUGCUAAAGAACUAACUACGUAUGAAAUUGAGGAGUUCAAGAAAACAAAAGAAGCAAUUAGAAGGUUCCUUCUGGCUUAUAAAAUGAUGUUAGAAUUUUUUGGAAUAAAACUGAUAGAUAAAACUGGAAAUGUUGCCCGGGCUGUUAACUGGCAGGAAAGGUUUCAGCAUCUGAACGAGUCCCAGCACAACUAUUUAAGAAUCACUCGUAUUCUGAAAAGCCUCGGUGAGCUUGGAUAUGAAAGUUUUAAAUCUCCUCUUGUAAAAUUCAUUCUUCAUGAGGCUCUUGUGGAAAAUACUAUUCCCAAUAUCAAACAGAGUGCGCUGGAGUAUUUUGUUUAUACAAUUAGAGACAGGAGAGAAAGGAGAAAGCUCCUACGGUUCGCCCAGAAACAUUACACGCCCUCGGAGAAUUUUAUCUGGGGACCACCGAGGAAAGAACAGUCCGAGGGCAUCAAGGCUCCAAAAACGCCUGCCCCGCCCAGCUCUGGGCAUCAGAGUCAAAUGUCUAUGCACAAAAAAUCCAAGGACUCCAAAACUUCCUCCUCAGCUGUGCAUGUAAACAGCAAAAAGCCUGAAGACAAAAAAGCGGCACCAAGAGAGCCUGAGGAAGAGGCCGAUGGGCCCAGCGAAGAGCCGGGCAGUGAGGCCUCUGGGCCGGGAAACACAGAGGUGGACCGUGAUGCUGACAGGUCCACUUCUCAGCCAGAAAAAACAGUUGUUCAUCCCUUGGAGAAAAGGGAGAGUGCCUCUUCCUCUGAAAAAGAUGAAGAAAGUGAAAAUCAUAACAAAGACUGUGAAAGUCCUGGAGAUACAGGUUCCCAGGAUGACACACUAUUGCAGUGAAUCAUCAGAAAGCCCACAAACCCAUUGAAAUCAGGGAGGAUAAAGCUACGGUGCAGUGGUGUACAAUUGAUCCUGAAGAACGAAAGUCACGCCUCCAGUUGUAGCCAGCUGUUUGUGACGUCUGCUGUCAGCAUUUAGUUUUGACACUUGAGUUUUAUUCUGGAUUGACAACGAAUGUAAUAUUUAAUAAGAAGUUUUAAGACAAGACCCCGUGAAUGAAUGUAUUCUGUUAAUACCUUUAGGACAUGAGUUUUCACAUUCUGAACACAACAAUCACUUUUAAGUUAUUUUCAGUGUAUCCAGAAAUAAUCUGUAGUAUUUGGUAUAUUAAAUAAAUUCUUUGGAAAGACUACACUCUCCAUGAAGAAAAUCAAGAGGAUUAUUUUGUUCUAUUGCCACACCUUUGCCCUGUUUGUGGAUUCAUUUUUUAAAAGCUGGAAGAAAGAAUUCGGUCUUCUCAGAUGUAUACAGAAAAAAAUUUGGAUUUUUUCAUUACAGUACCUCAGCUUGUUUAUUUUUAAGUUCUGAUCUGUGGGAUGGAUGUUCCUGGGGGGCUGUCAUCGACCCUCCCCAUCUGUCACUUGUGCUGUGCGAUGCUUUUUCCUUCUCCCCUUUCUCCACCCUACCCUGAUUUACCACUUUUGUUAGCCUUCUAGCCUGCAUUUGGAUGGUCUCCUAGAGUGACAUUUAAGUGAAACAGAGGGGACUUUCAACUGUAUGAUUUUGAAACUUUGUUUUGUUUAAAAUAAUGAAAAUGUUUUUCUGUGUUGUGUUAAAAACAAAUUUUGAUGCAAAAGUCCAAGAAAAGAAUUUUGCCUCCUGUGGCUGUGCCAUAUAAAUUUAGUGCUUGUUUAUGAAUGCAAAUGACUAAAGAAUUAAAAACUAAGAAAGGAAAUUAUUCAUUUUUAAAAGAUAUGCACCUUGCACUCGCAGCAAGGGAGUGAGUGGUCCCUAAAACUAUGAAUAUCUCAGUGUUAGGUGGACUAUGAAAUUAAUAUUGCUUAGUCCACAGUGUAUCUUUAAAAAAAAAAAACCAAAACAAUUUGCUGUGUCUUUUAAGUUGACAAAUCUUAAAAUUAGGGAUAGAGUUGACAUUCCAUAUAUUCAGUUUUAGUAAGCACUUAAUUUGUUAAUAUCGGGUAAGAACAAAUAACUUUCUUUCCUAUAAUAUUACUAGUUAUUAUUACACAUUAGAAAACAAUCAAAUGCUAUGGUGAGAGCUUCAAAGCAUACAACAAAUAGAGUUAAAGCAAUUAAUAGAAAAUUUUUUUUUUCACUACAUUUCAUUUAGAAAGGAAUUGGCUUUUGUGUUUCUUAGGCUUUGAAGGGAAGUCCUGUUCCCUUUGACUUCCAGAGAAUUUUUCUAUCCUAUUUUUUAAUCACAUCAUAUCAUCAUCUGUUACCCUUAUUCAUCAGAGGAUUUUUGACAGAGGAUUUCUAGAAAAUAAACACACCAAUAGUAUUCCUUUAGAAGUAUGAUUUUAUUGCCUUGAAGUUUACGUAAAACAUCACUGUUGCUCAAAUUUGACUUUUUUUAUAUGAAUGUUAGUAACACUCAUGUUAUAUAUUGUAUUCCAAUAAAUAGAGAAUAGUUUUGCCUUAUCAUUUCUCAUAAUAUACCAGUUUUUGCUUUCUCUUGUUUUGUGAAGUUAACAUUAGGAUUUAGGGAAAUAAUUCUUUUUGCAUUUCAAUUUCUUUUUUCACAUGGACCCUCUAAUGUCCCCAUUGAGCUUGCAGUUUUACAGGGUUUGGACAUGUGAGUAGAUUGUCAUAUUGGGCUGAAUUGUAGGAAUAUGAUUAACUCAAAAUAUCUUACCAACUUUGCAUACCUGAUAAAGUGUUCAGACUGCUUCUUAAGUGUAUAAUAUUAAAAUUUUGUGACCAUAUAUAAAAAUAUUAAUAAGCAGUGGACAGAUACUAAAAAAAAGUGGAUAUAACCUAAAUUACCUAGAAAUGAGUAGUAUUUCAGAGCCGUUAGAAGUAAAAAUGUUUCAUUCAAUAAUUUAACUUUUAGACUAUUAUUCCUAAUUAGGGAUUUGAUUAGAUUGUGGGCAUUUAAUUGGAGAGUAUUUAGUCUCAAGAGGAAAAACUGCCUGGUUUCCGUGUAAAACAGUGGACUUUUUCCACCAUGUUGUUUUUUAAAUGCAUAUUCACGGAUAACAGUAUCAGUCCUACAUUCAAUCUGUAAAUAACUUAUGAGAAAAUUGUUCAGUGGAAACAAGUGAAAGGAUGACAUUCUUUUGCAGAUAAAAAUAUGAACAUAUAGAAUUUUUUCUAUUAAAAAUACUUCAUACAUUCAGUAGUUUUAAAGUAAAUCUACAGGUAUGUAUUUAUGUGUGUGUUCGACAUGAAACAGCCCUCUGGGUUUGACUCUGAUGUUUUAUAUUUUUAAAAACUACCAUGUGCUUGCAGAAAUUUACCGAGAAGCUGUUAUAAAGAUGCAGUGGAGCAUGGCCAGAUAACUAAAAACAUUAUUGAUAUUUGCAAAUAUAUAGACUUUAUUGUUGUACUGUAAGCUGCAAGGACACUAAGUAUUGGCUAUUGAAAAAAUAUUACAUUUGCAUUUCAUGGCAAAUAUAAUGUUAUACUGCUUGGUUAGUCUAAUAUAUUUCUAAUAUUUUGUGCUUUCAUAUCCCAAAGGAAACACUGUAUGUGAAGAUAUUUUGAAAUACUAUGAAGUGAUAUAUAAUUAUGUGAUAUAUAAUUAUAAGAUAUAUUUCUGUACAGUAGAGAAAAAGUUUAUAACAUUAAGAAUAUUGUACCAUUAUACAUUCUCAUGCUUCAUCUCGUAAGAAACUCACAGAAUCAUGAUAGAAGUGAAAAUGUGUCUGCUUUCUCUAAAUCAGGUCCAAUUCUCCGUUUAAAAAUUACUUUGUAUCAUUUUAUUUUGAAUUUUAGUUUUGAGAGACUCCUUUUUUCAGCCUCAAGGAGAAAACAGAAUUUAUAACUCAGGAGUUACUAAAGAAGUUGUCAGGGUUUUGUUUGUUUGUCUUUUUGGUUUUUUUUGCAAAGUAUUACAAAUAUAAACAUGUUUAUAAAAUUACUUUUGUAUCUAGAUUUUAAACUUUAAUCUGAAAGAAGAAAUGAUCUGGUGUAAAAGGAAAAACAGUACAGUGUUACAUCUGAGUCACCCUUUAAAAAAUUUUAGCAAGUAAACUUCCUCAUCAAGUGCUCAAAAAUUUGUUGAACUGAUGGAGAGAGAGUUUUGGUCAAUUGUUUAAAGUUAAAUUUUCCCAGUUUAUACUAGAAUUAUGGUUGAGUUUAUAAUCUACUAAGUAACUAAAUCAGGCAGGGUUUUUUGUUUUUUUUUUUUUGUCUUUCUAUAACUGAGGUUCAUUUACAAGCUUUAUUUUCUAACCCGAGACAAGAAGGACAGUCUUGAUUUGCUUGACUAUGAUUCCAUCUCUGAGUUUCUUGUGUUUAUUUGGGGUGAGUGGGGAUUCUUAGUUAUAGGAAUAGUUUUGAAGAUUUCUGUUCUGUCUCCCAUUUUUUUUUUUUUCUUUUGGGAUAUAUCCAUGCAGUGUAAGGUAGGCUGGAGUUAGACAUGCUGGAAGCACUUCAAAUGUACGUGCAGUUGUAGAGAAUGAUGGCCUGGGUCAGCAGGAUCUGGAAAAUUAGGAGUGUAUGUAUAUUGACUUCUUUCACCUGUGAAUCCUAUAGUGUUUAUACCACGAACAGAUUUGUGUGAGGACUCUCUAGGGUAGCAGUGAGUACAACCUUGCCUCUUCCCCUGUUCCAGCCCACCCAGCAGACUGUGCUUGGGGGCAGACCAUGUUUUAGAAAUUUCUUAUUACAGAAGAUCAUAGAAUUAUGAAUGCCUGGAGGUAUCCAGAUGUGCCUUAACUGAUGUAAAUGAUUUUCAUUCAGAAGUUUAAAUUUUCACCCCAUUAUAAAAUCUUGCCUUUUAAGGAAUAUUCCAAACCAUGAAGAUAGUUAUUUUAAUGAAAUUUACUUUGGUGCUUUGUUGUUUUGGAGAAAUUUCCAUUUGUGUCAAUAGCAUCAGUUCAGAAGGGAGUAUUCUAGCCACAGUGUUCAAAAAUGUGUUCUUUUUGACAAAAAGUGUUUACAGUAAGAAAGAUAAACUACAUUGUUACAUUUAUGUUUCUGUUUAAUUUUGCUAAUUGUGACAAUUUUCAUUGUAAACAUCUCUCAGUUACCAUGAGUAAUAUUUAUCUGUUUUACUUUUGUUUGUAGAUGCAGAUGAAUGUAGAAAAUAGACGUGUUAGAUAAAUUAUUUAAAAGUUUAAUUCUAGUAGAUGGGGGAAUUUGAAAUUAAUUUGAAAAAUUUUCUGCGAUAGUUUUAUGAGAAACCUUUAAACGGUACCAUUCUUGAAUUUUUCCUUAGAAUUUUUUUUUUGUCGUCUUCUGCUUUUUUUCCUCAUCUGUUGAGGAGCUUAUUAUUUUAGUUACUUAUGGGAAAUAACUUCUUAAUGUUUGUUUCCUUGAAUUAAAGUUUUCUUGUGGAGGAUAGAAUUAACUGCUUUGUUUUAUGGCCCGAACUCUGCCUGGAGGUUGAGUUCAGAGAAAGGAGGUGACUGAGAGCAGAGUGGGUCUUGGCGAAGGGGGCUGACAUUGGGCUACAGCCUCCCCAGUGGCAGGAGGGGUCCUUAGGCCUUGUCUGGAUGAUGAGGAUGUCAGGCUCCCUGAUCGCUGACUUCUGAGGAAGGUGGCCCACCUUGGACUUCAUACACAGUUCCACUGGGUAUCAAUUUUCAUAAGAUAUCUGUUAUAAUUCAUUUGCCACCAUUUUGUAGCUGUUUAAGAAUUUGUGAGCAAUUGGAUACCUGCCAGUUCAAUUAUAGCUGAAUCUUUAUAACUAUCUUGGGAAACACUGAAAUAUCAGUUCUGCCUCCCCCUCCUCCCAGUUCAAAAAUUCUGAUCUUCAAUCAGAACUUGUCAGAGGUAUCUAUACAAAAGUCUCCAUAAAAGAAUCCUGUGUUCUUUAAAGAUGAAGUGAAAAGGAAAAGACACCAGUCAGUGCUCAGUUGUUAAUGCUGAAAGAACUUAAAAAAAAUAUCAGAAACCUUAUAGAUUUUAAUAUGUAAAACAUAUUGAAGAUAUAAAGUUUAUCAUAGCCUCGUUUUUAAAUUAUAAUGGAGUUUGCGGAACAGUUACAUGGAUUAGGGAGACUGGUUAUGUAGCAAGCUUUGGUCCUAAGAAGCGUCCAAGUCCUGCACUCAUUAGUCAAGUGAACACUUUUCAGUGCUGAUGGGCUUAGUGUCAUGUGAGAAGGAAGAUACACAUGAAACAAAAUUAGAAACAGUAACUAGAAACACUAUAGAGAUAUUCAUAACCAAUUAUAGGUUGGUACAAUGCCAGAAUUACUGGAAGCAGAUGAGCAGUGGUCUGCAAAAGCUCUAUGGCGGGGACACACUUUCAGAGCCAGCUCUGUGUUGUGGGUGCCAAGGAGAUCAGGACUGGUGUGGAAAUGGUCCCCCUUCAUGCUUGUACUUGAGGCCUGAAUCCCACUUACUCCACUGCAGGCUGAAACCUUUCAUAGACUGAGGGAAAAAACCAAAUGGUCAGGCACCAAGUUUAGUUCCUCUGCCAGUGGUGGUUUUCCUAAAAAGAAGUUCAGUGGAGGGACUGGCUGCAGGUACAAGGAGGUCAGUGGUAGGUGGUUUGUAAUGAAAGGACUGUAAUCUCCCACACCAUGGAGACUGAUGGCGUCUUCAUUGUAAGGCAUCACAAUUAAAAGCAACAGAUGAGAGAGAGCAAAAUGUUAGAUCUUGUGACAAGCUUUUUCUUUCUUUUCCUUUUCAUAAAAAGUGUAUUUGUUUCCUGAGUAAGUUAUCUGGUCUUUUUUCAUGUUACCUAAGAAGAGGGGUUGCCAGCUGGGUCCAUUUCAAUUGGGGAACUCUUGUGUCCUUUCCAUUUUGAGUAUUUUGGGAAAAUGGAUACGAUUCUUAAAAAGAUGUGUGUUUUACUUCCUACAUGAGCUCAGACUCUCCGGUGGCCCUGGGCCUUUUCUGGGCUCCGUCAUCUCCUGCAGGGUGAAUUACAGAAUGCUGUGCAUGUCUGUCUGCACCAAUACCAUGUGUAUGUGGUAGGAGUUGUAACCAGUUUCUGGAUCUGUAUGGUACUAUGAGACACUUAUUUUAUAAUUCUGUAACUGUAUGGCAGUGUUAUGCCAAAAAAUGUACAAAGAGCAAUAGUUUCUGUUGUUUACUGCUGUAUUUAAAAAUAUCGUUUCUGAAAUAAUAUAUGUAGAGUUCCUUUAAAGUAAUUAUUUUUAAUAACUAUUGCCAAAUACACAUCCUGUAAAGUGAAUAAAAGCCACUUCACCUUAGUUAACAUUC
Messenger RNA from Phacochoerus africanus (Common warthog), 9496 nucleotides. RefSeq names its product opioid growth factor receptor like 1 (gene OGFRL1). Lineage: Eukaryota; Metazoa; Chordata; Mammalia; Artiodactyla; Suidae. Gene Ontology annotation, cellular component: membrane. Gene Ontology annotation, molecular function: opioid growth factor receptor activity. The transcript is spliced from 8 exons. The record is from RefSeq and is a predicted model, not a curated record. Bases 2043 to 3197 code for a protein of 384 amino acids.